This is a messenger RNA of Platichthys flesus (European flounder), 3364 nucleotides long. It is a transcript of the gene pfkpb, whose product is annotated as phosphofructokinase, platelet b. Gene Ontology annotation, biological process: fructose 6-phosphate metabolic process; fructose 1,6-bisphosphate metabolic process; canonical glycolysis. Gene Ontology annotation, cellular component: 6-phosphofructokinase complex; membrane; cytoplasm. Bases 133 to 2667 code for a protein of 844 amino acids. Gene Ontology annotation, molecular function: ATP binding; monosaccharide binding; fructose-6-phosphate binding. The transcript is spliced from 23 exons. The record is from RefSeq and is a predicted model, not a curated record. NCBI's taxonomy places the organism in Eukaryota, Metazoa, Chordata, Actinopteri, Pleuronectiformes, Pleuronectidae.
GUCUCUGACUCCCGGCGGCACCUCGCCUCAGUGCGUCUAUAUUAAUUUUCAUUAUUAUUAUCAUUAUAAGGAGCAGGGCACCGCUUCCUCUUCCUCCUCCUGUUGCUCCUCUUCCUCCACGCACGCUCUCUGAUGGCGGUCGCGGCGCCACCGAAGCGGCAGGACACCCGCAAAUUCUUCGAGAAUUUGUCCGGAGCCGGGAAAUCCAUCGCGGUGCUGACCAGCGGGGGGGAUGCUCAAGGCAUGAACGCAGCCGUCAGGGCGGCCGUCCGGAUGGGGCUCUACGUCGGGGCCAAGGUCUUCUUCAUCCACGAGGGCUACCAGGGGAUGGUGGACGGGGGCGAUAACAUCGAGGAGGCCUCGUGGGAAAGCGUCUCCAGCAUGUUGCAAGUGGGCGGCACGGUCAUCGGCAGCGCCCGCUGUAAAGAGUUCCGCAGCCACGAGGGCCGCCUGAGGGCCGCUCACAACCUGGUGAAGCGCAGCAUCACCAACCUGGUUGUGAUCGGAGGAGACGGCAGCCUGACCGGAGCCAACCUGUUCAGAGAGGAGUGGAGCAGCCUGCUGGACCAGCUGCUGCAGAAAGGUCUCAUCGACCAGGAGGCGACCCGGGCCAACUCCCAGCUGCACAUCGUCGGCAUGGUCGGCUCCAUCGACAACGACUUCUGCGGCACGGACAUGACCAUCGGCACCGACUCGGCCCUGCACCGCAUCAUCGAGGUGGUGGACGCCAUCAUGACCACGGCUCAGAGCCACCAGAGGACGUUUGUUCUGGAGGUCAUGGGCCGACACUGCGGAUACCUGGCCCUGGUCAGCGCCCUGGCAUGUGGAGCCGAUUGGGUCUUUAUCCCUGAAAUGCCCCCUGAGGACGGCUGGGAAGACAACAUGUGUCAGAAACUGUCUGAGAACCGCGCUGAUAAGAAAAGACUGAACAUCAUCAUUGUAGCUGAAGGAGCCAUAGACGCCCACAACAAGUCUAUAACCCCUGACUAUAUCAAGGAACUGGUGGUCCGCUGCCUGGGGUUUGACACCAGGGUCACCAUCUUGGGUCAUGUGCAGAGAGGCGGGACCCCCUCGGCCUUCGACAGGAUCCUGGGCAGUCGUAUGGGCGUGGAGGCGGUGCUGGCGCUGCUGGAGGCGUCUGCCGACACCCCGGCCUGCGUCGUGUCCCUGGUCGGGAACCAGGCUGUGCGACUGCCUCUUAUGGAGUGUGUUCAAAUGACCCAGGAGGUGCAGAAGGCCAUGGAUGAGAAGAAGUUUGAAGAGGCCGUCCGACUGCGUGGGAGGAGCUUUGAAAACAACCUGAGAACCUACCGGCUCCUCUCCAACCGCAAAGCAGACUCUGAACUCCCCAAUAGCUCCUUCAACGUGGCCGUGCUGAACGUCGGUGCACCGGCCGCCGGUAUGAACGCCGCCGUGCGUUCUGCCGUCCGCGUGGGAAUCACCGAGGGCCACAAGAUGUUCUCGGUCAGCGACGGCUUCGAGGGAUUUUACAAAGGACAAAUCAAGGAGAUCAAGUGGGGCGAUGUCGGGGGCUGGACGGGACAGGGCGGCUCGCUGCUCGGGACCAAAAGAACUCUUCCAGGACAACAUCUGGAUAAGAUAGCCGAGCAGAUGAGGAUCCAUAACAUCAACGCGCUGCUCGUCAUCGGAGGAUUCGAGGCCUACGUGGGGUUACUGGAACUGUCCUCUGCUCGGGACACACACGAGGAGUUCUGUGUCCCCAUGGUCAUGGUCCCCGCCACCGUGUCCAACAACAUCCCCGGGUCCGACCUCAGCAUUGGCUCAGACACGGCUCUGAACGCCAUUACUGAUGCCCUCGAGUCCCUGCUGCAGCUGAACGAGGCCCGGUCAGACCACGAGGAGUUCUGCAUCCCCAUGUGCAUGCUGCCGGCCACCAUUAGUAACAACGUGCCCGGCACCGACCUCAGCAUCGGCGCCGACACGUCCCUCAACGCCAUCGUGGAGACGUGUGACCGCAUCAAGCAGUCGGCCAGUGGCACCAAGCGGCGGGUGUUCAUCAUCGAGACCAUGGGGGGCUACUGUGGCUACCUGUCCACGGUGGGGGGGCUGGCUGCCGGAGCCGACGCCGUCUACAUCUACGAGGAACCGUUCGACAUCCGGGACCUGCAGGCCAACGUGGAGCAUCUGACGCAGAAGAUGAAGACGAGCAUCCAGAGGGGCUUAGUGAUCAGGAACGAGAACUGCAACGAGAACUUCACCACGGACUUCAUCUACCAGCUGUACUCGGAGGAGGGUCGGGGCGUGUUCGACUGCAGGAAGAACAUCCUGGGUCACAUGCAGCAGGGAGGAGCUCCGUCUCCAUUCGAUAGAAACUUUGGCACCAAAGUUGCAGCUAAAGCGAUGCAGUGGAUCACACGGACGCUCAAGGACUCGUACAAAGGAGGACGUGUCUUUGCCAACUCGGAGGACACGGCCUGUCUCCUGGGGAUGCGUCGCAGGGCCAUGGUCUUCCAGCCGGUGGCUCAGCUCCGGGACGAGACCGACUUUGUCCACAGGAUCCCGAAGGAGCAGUGGUGGCUGAAGCUCCGCCCACUCAUGAAGAUCUUGGCGAAGUACAAGACGAGUUACGACGUGUCCGACUCGGGUCAGCUGGAGCACGUGACCCGGGUGCGGCCCAGAGAGAGCGACGCCUCGGCCGCCGUCUGACCCCACGACCACGAGAUUCGCUCCAACGUGAAAACAGCUUCACAACAACCGUGAUGGCUCCUCCCACCAGGACUGAAAUAAAUAAAUUAUGGUAGAUUUUAAAGGCGGAUGAUAUUAAAGGUUCAUCGUGAGGGGGUCGUCGAUAUUUUAGAUUUUGACAGAAUUUGAGGUUGGUCGUUCGGAAUCGAGCUUUUCACAGUUUCAACAAGCGAGUCUCACCAACUUUGAUUGGGGGGGGGGGUCUACAAAAUUAAUAUAUAGCUAAAUAUAUAAAAAGAUAUAUAAGCACUCCUCAAUAUGAACUGUGCAAAUUCAAGUUCUGGUCCUGAAAAUGUAGCUUUAUCUAUUUAUUCCUAAGAAGCCAAGCUGAGUGAACGUCCAUGUUGCAUCAGACGGAGAGCUGGAGUCGGGUAAUGAGUGUCGUGUUUUAAAUGUUGCUUUUGUGGUUUUUAUUUCCCACUGCACUUUGAGCCCCGUGAUCGAUGUACUUCCCCCGAAGCUGCUGAUAAAGAGAGAACGGGCCGGAGGAUCAGACCCACGGUCCAAGACCUGUGUCCACCGUUUGUCUUUUUUCCUUUUGAACCUGUUAACCCAUGAAGUGAGGCAGAGAAUUGUGGGAAACUGACUUCAACCUUUGUGCUCGCGGUGUUUCAGUGUCCUUGUCAGAGUUAUAAAACAUUUACUGUGUGGAAAGUUC